AUGAAUAUUAGUUUCUAUCAUUUAUUUCUAUUGAGUUUCUUGUUAUCAAUUCACUGUCAAAUAGAUAAAAAUGAUGUCUGUGAAUGUUCAGAUUUACAAUUGUAAAAUGAGUGUAAAUAAAAUGAUAAAUGUUAAUGGUCCGAAGAUAUUUGUAAAGAGAAAGAGGAAAGUUAACCAAUUUCGACUGAACCAGAGAGUUUGUAUUGCAAAAAAUUAAUAUAAGAGGCUUGUAUUAACAGAAGAGGUUGUGCAUACUAUAAUAAAAAUUGUAUUCAUUUUAGUGGGUGCACUAGCUUUAUUUAUACUACUCAUAAUGAAUGUUAAUUAGUUAGUACAUAAUGUACAAGUGAUGGAACAUAAUGCAUAAUACCAAGGGAAUGUUUUAAAAAUUAAAAUGAAUAAUUGUGUAGCACUGUAAUAAGUUCAUCUGGAUCAAAGAAAUGUAUUUGGGAAAACAAUGUUUGUAGAGAUUAAAAAUGUGAUGAAGCUCCAGAGUCUAUGAUUACUGAUGAGGCAUGUAAUUCUUUUAUUGAAGGAUGUGUCACAAGUGGGAAAGGAUGUGUAACUGAAAGAAGGAAUUGUUAUUAUUAUGAUAAAAAUUGUGAUGGUAUGAUUGGAAGUGAUGGAUUAUGUGAAUCAAAAAAUGAUAAAUGUUAAUAUAAGGAUUGUGCUAAUGCUCCAUUGACAUAUUAUACAGAUCAUUAAUGUAAAUCAUUUAGAGAUGGAUGCAGAACAACAGGUAUUGGAUGUACAGAUUAAGCAUUGAAAUCAUGUACUACUUAUACAGGUGAUAGUGAAUAGUGUUUAAGAUAUAUAGGAAGUAGUGGGAAAUGUGAAGAAGGAUUGAAGGGUAAAUGUUAAGCUAGGAAAUGUGAAAAUGCACCAAAAUAAUAUUCUACAGAUGAAGAGUGUAAAUCAUAUUCUUCUAAAUGUAAAACCACAGGAAUAGGUUGUAUUACUAUUCUAUUAAAUUGUAAUUCUUAUACUGGAAUUAAAUCUGAAUGUGAUAAAAGAAUAGGAGCAGAUGGAAGAUGUACAGGUUCUAAUCCAGAGGAGUAACAAUAAUGUAAGGCUAGGAUAUGUUCUGAUGGUCAAUUUUCAACUGAUAGUGAAUGUGGAUAAUAUUAAUAUAAUUGUAUUACUAAUGGUAUUGAAUGUACAUCAUUUUUGAUAAGUUGUAAUAAAUAUAAAGGGGAAGCUGAAAAAUGUAAUAAGUAUAUAGGAAUAGAGGGAAAAUGUACAGUAGGUGAAAAUGGAUAUUGUAAAGUAAAUAAUUGUGAGAAUGCUAAUUUAAAAACAAUGGAAGAAUGUAAAAGUGUUUAAUCUUUUUGUUUGACAGAUGGAACUAAAUGUGUUAUGGCUGAUACUUGUCCAAAUACGAUAUAAAAGAUAACUUGUUUAGCAAAUGAUAAAUGUUAAUGGACAGAAUCAUGUGUGACUAAUGAAUGUAAAUAUUUCUAAACAAAGGGUUUAUGUCUUAGACAUUCAUCAAAUGUUGAAUGUUUUUGGGAUGGUUAAAUGUGUGUUGAAAAAUAAUGUAUACAGGCUGGUUAGGAAUAUAGAACUAAUGAUGAUUGUAAAUAGUUUCUUUCUAAUUGUAUUACUAAUGGUUAGGGAUGUGUGGAUGUAUCUGCUCCAUGUGAAGAAUAUUUUGGGGAUGAAGAUACAUGUACUUAUUAUAAGGGUAGUAAUGGUAAAAUUCCAUGUCUUUAUGAUUCAGCAAAUUAAAAAUGUCGUUCAAAAAAAUGUUAAGAUAAUUUAUCUGCUUAAAAUUAAAAAGAUUGUGAUAAUACUUUAGAAGGAUGUAGAUUUACAGGAAGAUAUGGAUGUGUAAAUGAAAAUGCAGAAUGUUAAGAAUUCUAUGGAAAUUCUUAAGAAUGUUAUUCUUUGAAUAAUAGAUGUUCAUAAAAUCUAGGAGAAACAGGGAAAUGCAGAUCAUUAGAAUGCUAUGAUAAUUAGACAGCAUUAGAAGAUUAUGAAUGUAAUUAAUUUAAAUCUGGAUGUGUUAAUAAAGGAAAGGGAUGUAUAUAAUCAACUGCUCCAUGUACAUAAUAUGUUGGAAGUACAAUAGAUGAAUGUUCUAAAUUUAUUGGAAAUGGAAAGUAAUGUUGGUAUGAUUAAGGAUAUCCAAGUCAAUGUGUAGAUAAAUAAUGUAGUCAUAAUGUUGAUGCAUAAGAUGAUUAUGAAUGUGAUAGAUUUUUAUCUGGUUGUGUAUUUAAUAAGAAGGGAUGUUAAGAUUCAUAAUUAACUUGUGAUACUUAUAUGGGAGAUGAAGAUACAUGUUCAAAAUAUAGAGGAAAUGGAUUAUAAUGUGUAAGAUUAGAUUAUUGUGAGGAUCGUAAAUGUUCAGAUGUAUAGAAUCCUUUAUCUUUAUAAGAAUGUGAAGAAUAUUUAUCUCAUUGUGCUUUUGAUGGUGGAAAUUGUAUUGAGAAAACUAAUUGUGAAUAAUAUUAUGGAUACUCAUAAGAAGCAUGUUAAAUUCUAGUUAAUUUGGAUGGCAAUUUUUGUACAUAUAGUAAUGUCAAUUCAUAAUGUACUGAUCGUAAAUGUAAUGAUGCUACAAAUGUUCAUUCAUAAUAGGAUUGUACAUCUUAUAGAAAGAAUUGUAUUUUUAAUGGAUUUGAUAAAUGUGAAGAAUUAUAAAUUAGUUGUUCUACAUAUAAUGGUUUUACUGAGAAAGGAUGUAAAGAUGCAAUAAAUAGUGAAGGAAAGAGAUGUUGGUUUGAUGGAAAUGGAAAAUGUAAAGAAAGAACAUGUUUAGAAGAAUUACCAGAAUAUUCAAAUGAAAUUUGUUAAGCACAUGAUUCUAGUUGUAUUUAUACUGGAAUGAAAUGUACUAAGAAAUAGAUAAAUUGUACUGAUUAUAAAACAUUAAAUAUAAGUGAAUGUAGAUUUUUAUCUGAUUGUUGGAAAUAGGAAGAUAAUAAUAAUCCUUGUUAAAAUAGAUAAUGUAGUGAUAGUGUUGAAGCUCCUUCUGAUUAGAAUUGUAGAAAUCAUUUAAAGACAUGUAGAUUUGAUGGUGAUAAUAAAUGUGUUGAUGAAUAAGAAGAAUGUAGUGGUUAUAUUAAUUUUACAAUGAGUGGUUGUAGGGAAGUAACAAAUAAGAAAGGUGAAAAAUGUUGGUUUAAAGAUUAAAGUUCUAGUUGUGUAAAUCGUACUUGUUCAGAUAAUUUGCCAUCAUUUUCUGCAGAAGAAUGUGUUAAUCAUUUGAGUACUUGUAGAUAUUAUGGUAAGAAAUGUUAAGAUGUAAAAGAUACUUGUAUUCAAUAUAUUGGAUUUUCUUCAGAAGCUUGUACAACUGUCACAACAAAAACAAAUUAAUCUUGUUGGUAUUAAGGUUAAAGUACUAUUUGUAUUGAUGCAUCAUGUGAUGAUUUUAUUAAAGAUGCUUCAGUAGAAAAUUGUUAAAAGCAUUUGAAUACAUGUAGAUAUAAUGGUACAAAAUGUAUUUAAGCAAGGGCAAAUUGUAAUGAUUAUAUAGGAUCUAAUUAAAUAUGUUCUGGAUUGACUGAUGCAAACAAUAAGUAAUGUUGGUAUGAUAUCAGAAAUAUUUAAGGAAUGGAUAGAAAUUGUAUAUUAAAAGAAUGUUCUAAUAAAUAAAAUCAUUAUAAUUUAGAUAUAUGUUAAUAAUAUCUAGGCAAAACUGUUGAUAAUAAAUAUAUACCAAGUUGUACAUAUGAUGGAAUUAAAUGUGUAAAUAUUCAUAAUGAAUGUUCAUAAUAUAUUGGAUAUAACAGUGAAUAAUGUUUAUAAGUGACUACUUUAAGUGGUGAAAGUUGUUUCUAAGAUAAUUAUAAUACAAAUAUGGUUUGUAGAGCUAGAAGAUGUUCAGAUAAUUAGACAGCUUAAAAUGAUCUUUAAUGUGAUCAAUUUUUAAAAGGAUGCAAAACAAAUGGUAAAGGAUGUAUUGAACCAACAUAAAAAUGUAAUCAAUAUAGAGGCACUUAAUCUAGUUGUUUGAAAUUUGUAGGUAAUGGAAAUAAAUGUAGAGGAUAAGUUUCUAUUACAAAAUGUUCAAUUAGAGAAUGUUUUCAUGAUUAAUAAUCUACUACAGAUAUUCAAUGUAAUUCAUUUAUGGAAGGUUGUGUAACUAAUGGCUAAGGUUGUAUAUCUUCCUUAGAACCUUGUUAUAGUUAUAUUGGUAAUCGUGAAUUAUGUUCUAAAUUUAAAGGAAAUGGAAGAUUAUGUUAUUCAGAUAGUAUAGUUGAUAUUUAAAUAUGUAGAGAUAGAUAAUGUUCUGAUAAUUCCAAAGCUAUUAUUGAUUCAGAAUGUAAUACUUUUAUGCCAGGAUGUGUAACCAGAGGAAUUGGAUGUAUAGAUGAUAUUGAACCAUGUUCUAGUUAUUUUGGAACCAAGGCUUAAUGUAGUAAAUUCAAAGGAGAAAAAGGUACUAAACCAUGUUGGAAUAUUAAUGAUGCUCCUAGUGAUUCUAGAUGUAUAAAUAGAGAGUGUAUUCAUAUGUCAAGAGGUACCAAUGAUAUUGAAUGCAAUUCAUUUUUAGAAGGAUGUGUUAGUGAUGGAAUUUAAUGUUUGAAAAAAUAAUAUUGUUCAUAAUUUCAUGGAACUGCCAAAACUUGUGUACUAUUUGAUGCUAUUGAUAAACCAUGUAAAGGAAUUGAUGGAACUGUUUAAUAAUGCAAAUAAUUGUAAUGUAUAGAUGCACCUAAUAAUUAUGAUACAGAUGAUAAAUGUAAUCAAUUUAAAUCUGGAUGUAAGACUACAGGAUAUGGAUGUAUAGAUUUUAAUACUUGUGAAAUGAUAUCAUCAAAGUAAUUGUGUAAAUAAAGAACUGAUUGUUAAUAUAUAGAUGGAUGUUUAAAUGCAAUCAAAGUAUGUAUGUAAAUCACAAAAUAUUCUUAAUGUUUAAAUAAUUUCAAUAGGAAAUGCAGUUGGGAUUUUUUAAAAAAAUCAUGUAGAGAUUGGAUUUGUUAAGAUGCAAGUGUUCUAAUAAAAAAACAUGAGGAAUGUUAUGCUUUAAAUAAUAAUUGUACAACUACAGGAAAUGGAUGUAUAGAGAUUAAUCAUUGCAAUUAAUACAAAAAUAAAUAAACAUGUUUAAAUGCUGUUUCCUUAGGAUAUUCAAAAUAAUGUGUUUGGGAAAUCAAAAUUUGUAGAGAUAAAGUAUGUGAAGAUGCACCUAUUAGUUAUAAUGAAGAUUCUCUUUGUUAAAAUAUAUCUCCAGAAUGCAUAACUGCAGGAUAAGGAUGUACUAAUAAAUAAUAUUCUUGUGAGAAUAUUAAUAUUAAAACUAAAUGUAUUCAAGAUUAUUAAGGAAAUCCAUGUCUAUGGAUGAAUUUAACCUAAACCUGUAUCACUUUUUCAUAAUGUACAGAUAUCAAAAAAAGUACUCCAUCAGAAUGCUAAAUUUAUUCUGAUAAGUGUACUAGUAAUGGAGAACAUUGUAUUUCAUUCUCAAAAUGCUCUGAAUAUACUAAUUCUAUUAGUUGUUAUAAAGGUACUGAUGGUUUUUGUGGAUGGGUUAUUGAAUAAAUUAAUUAAGAACCAAAAUGUUAAAUAUUUCGAUAUUGUAAUGAAAUUUUAGGUAGUACGAAAGAAAAUUGUUAAUAUUACUCUGAAAAUUGUACUUCUGAUGGUUAAAAUUGUAUUGAAAUUGGAAAUUGUAAUUCAUAUAAAACUAAAUAUGGUUGUAAUACAUCUGGAAAAGAUGGAUCUUGUUUCUGGGAUGAAACUUAAACAAUUCCAUUUUGUAGAUUAUAAGAAUGUAUUGAUAUUCCUAUUAUUGGUAAUAUGACACAUUAAUAUUGUUCCACAUUUCAUCCUUAAUUAAAUUGUACUACAGAUUUAUAUAAAUGCAUAAAUAAAUAAUAAUGUUCUAAGUAUUAGGAAGAAUCUUGUUAUGAAGGUACUGAUGCUCCUUGUGUAUUUGCCUUCCCAUUAAAUAAAUCAUAAGGUACAAAAUAAUGUCGUGCUAAAGAAUGCUUAGAUUAUAUUGAAUAAACAACUGAAGCUUGUUCUUAAUUAAAAUCUGGUUGCAUUUCUGAUGGUAUUAGAUGUCUUAGUAAACUUAAUUGUGCUGAUUAUACUACAGAAAUUGCAUGUGAUUCUGAUGGUAUUGAUGGAAUUUGUGUUUUUGAUGGAAAAAGUUGUUCUAAAAUGACCAAAUGUGAAGAUGCUUAAAAAAGUUAUACAGCUUGUACCAAAAAAUCAAAAGUUUGUCGUUUUAAAUAUGAAAUAAUAGAUAAUGUUGAAACUACAAGAUGCGAUCCAAUAUUAUGCAACACUAGCUUUAAUUGUUCUCCUAUUUUUAAUUUUGAUGAAACUUAAUUUACUAUAUGUAUUUAAAAUUCCUAAAAUUAAUGUAUUUAAGGACCCCCUUAUUAACUUUCAGAAAAUAGAUGUUACUCCAAGAGUCUUUAUACAUAUAGUUGGAAUAAAGAUACUUCAAAAUGCCAAAAAUGUGGGAAAUCAAUAGAUAAAGACCCAAAUGGAACAAAUCCAAUUUAUCAAAUUAUACUUACGUCAACUAUUCUUUUAUUAAUUAUUACAGCAAUAUGA
Messenger RNA from Paramecium pentaurelia, 6516 nucleotides. NCBI's taxonomy places the organism in Eukaryota, Ciliophora, Oligohymenophorea, Peniculida, Parameciidae. The record is from the annotation of a GenBank genome assembly.